AUGAUGAAGGACUUGUUUUCUGAAGUUCGAACGAUUAAAGAAUCACAGGCUCAGAUACUUCAACGCCAACUUGGGAAUCAAAACCCUCAGCCGGAUCUCAACGAGCAAGUAGAAAUUGGUCAUCCUGGUUCGAAUGUGUUUGUUCGACGCAGCCAAUGGGAUACAGCGAAUAGUAGGGACACGUUUCAAAGUAUGGGCGUAAGUCUAGUGAAGGCUUUGUUUCAAGAAUAUGUUUUGUUGCGAAGCAAUUUUAAAAGAGGGGCGAGCAAAAUCGACAAUAAUGCACCCCAACGCCCAAGCUCAGACAAAAACAUUUUGGCUGCAAUUAAAGAAGCUGUAAAACAAAAGUUUCCUGCCGAAUUCAAGCCGACAUUAUUUGGAAUGGCUGUUAAUAAUAUGAUGACCGAUAUGCGAAAGAAAGCCCAGAUUGCUGCUAACAUUCAGGAUCAAGAAGGAGCCAAUUGA
Messenger RNA from Cotesia congregata, 465 nucleotides. The record is from the annotation of a GenBank genome assembly. Lineage: Eukaryota; Metazoa; Arthropoda; Insecta; Hymenoptera; Braconidae.